UUGGCCAACAUAGUCUAAAUGAUGAGGUAAUAUACCAGAGUGAGUGAUCCUCAGAUUAAUCUCCCAUUCUCAUAUGUAUCUGUAACUCUUUCUUUCUUGCUGAAUCUCAUGGAAAAUCAAAAUCUUGAUAAAAGCGUCAUCUCCGACCAACCUCGUGAAAUACCUUUUCAAGAAUCUGUUCCUUGUAAAAAAUCAAAACGAAACAAAUAUGCUUUUGCUUGCUCUCUUUUAGCCUCUAUGACCUCCGUUUUAUUAGGUUAUGAUACAGGAGUGAUGAGUGGAGCAGUGAUUUACAUAAAGGAAGACCUCAAAAUCUCAGACGUACAAAUCGAAAUCCUUGUGGGAACAAUCAACAUCUACUCUCUUGUGGGUGCUGCUCUUGCUGGUCGAACUUCAGAUUGGAUAGGUCGUCGAUAUACCAUUAUUUUUGCUUCUGCAAUAUUUUUUGCAGGAGCAAUAUUGAUGGGAUUUGCUACAAACUACGGUUUUCUCAUGUUUGGUAGGUUUGUGGCUGGUAUUGGAGUUGGAUAUGCUCUUAUGAUUGCUCCAGUUUAUACUGCUGAGGUUGCUCCAGCUUCUUGUCGUGGGUUUUUCACUUCUUUCCCUGAAGUUUUCAUCAAUGGAG
This is a messenger RNA of Nicotiana tabacum (common tobacco), 625 nucleotides long. Lineage: Eukaryota; Viridiplantae; Streptophyta; Magnoliopsida; Solanales; Solanaceae. The record is from RefSeq and is a predicted model, not a curated record.